AAGCUUGAAGGGAAGCUCUGAUUUAGGGUUUAGGAGCCCCUGCGAUGAACUUUCUUUCACAGUGCGGUGCUGUUGUUACCCUCCUUCCCUCUGCACGAUUUUGCACAAUUAGCACCUUGACUCGGCUUUAGGGUUUCAGCUUUGUAGAUUGUCGCACAACUUGUGUUUUUUGCGCAACAGAGGACGGAGCAGGCUCAGGCGCAGCGCUGGGGUUUAGAUCGAGGAAGAAGGGGAUGGAGUGAGGGAGUGAGGGACGCAGACGGUACAGGUAGAGAGGUAGAGGUAGAGAGGUCUCUUUUUGCUUCUGUGCCUGUGUUGUGGUCUUUGAGGAGCGAGGAAUUGCAGUGAUGUCGACCGGGUUGGCGAAAUGGGCUGGGGAGCUUGCCAAGGGCGUGCACGGGUUCUGGGAGAAGGGAAGAUGGACACCUCUAGCCAUCAGCGCCAGGCACCGUGCUAAAAUUCGGAAGGAAACUCUACUCGCUGGCGGUGAGUGGCCGUAUGACGCCCCACGAAAACCUGAACGGACGAAAAUGAAAGGCCACAAAGUUGAUCGUGAAGCUGCUCUCAAACGAGCACGCACAGUGGAGCUCAUGGAAAAGAUGCCGCAAAUGUUGGCUGACAUGAAGAAGAGGAGGUGGGAAAGGAAACUUACAGAGAAGAAGUAAUGUCAUCAUUUCUGCAGUUACCUGCAAUUACAUGGAGGAGUGAUUUCCUCGGAAUUCUCUUCAGAAAGACUGGUGCAUUAGCAAAUGGAUAUGUUAUGUUGAUGAUACCUGCUUUCUUACAGGUCGUGAAAUUAAGCUUGAAUUUAUCAAAAAGUUCAACUAGCCCACCUCUUGGCCCCCAAUGAGUCAUUGUGCUCUUGGCUUUGUUCAAAGCAGCUUCUGGAUUGUGCAAACUGAAGUAGGCAGGGUUUUUUAAUUGACUCUUUGUAAAUGCAACGUGCCAUUCUCUCAGCACCCUUUGAUAUUAACUGGGCUAGCUAAGAGACUCCAGUUUUCCCGAGAGUGUGAAGUUAGUGGACUGUGAGCCUGUUCCUUUCAUGUA
Molecule: messenger RNA, 1047 nt
Organism: Physcomitrium patens
Lineage: Eukaryota; Viridiplantae; Streptophyta; Bryopsida; Funariales; Funariaceae
Source: RefSeq, a predicted model, not a curated record